GUAGCCGCCCUUCGGAGGCUGCAGAGAACAGCUCAAGGAACGGGCGCAAUUAGCCAAACGGCUGGCGUCUCCGCUGCCACGGUAUGGUCAAGAAGCUCGCUGGGAACCGGUGAGGGCAGCUUCCUCAGCUCCGUGCUGACGUUGCCUCUUCGCCGGAGGUUUCUCCAGACUGUUCUCUGGCCUUUGCUGAAUCGGACGGCAUGUCCCCCUUCAACCACGCCGGGGCCGCGGCUCACGGUGCACCUCAGGGGUGGUGACACCAUCCCGGCCCUUUCGCCG
Molecule: messenger RNA, 279 nt
Organism: Symbiodinium necroappetens
Lineage: Eukaryota; Dinophyceae; Suessiales; Symbiodiniaceae
Source: the annotation of a GenBank genome assembly